Myripristis murdjan (pinecone soldierfish) is the source of this 2622-nucleotide messenger RNA. It is a transcript of the gene tas1r1, whose product is annotated as taste receptor, type 1, member 1. The record is from RefSeq and is a predicted model, not a curated record. Lineage: Eukaryota; Metazoa; Chordata; Actinopteri; Holocentriformes; Holocentridae. Gene Ontology annotation, biological process: G protein-coupled receptor signaling pathway. Gene Ontology annotation, cellular component: plasma membrane. The transcript is spliced from 6 exons. The annotation marks the transcript as partial. Gene Ontology annotation, molecular function: G protein-coupled receptor activity.
AGUGCUCGUCUCUCCACACCUGCAGUGUGUGAGGUGGAGGUGAAAAUGUGCUGUGCUGCGUUUCUGUCCUUGGGCUGGCUCAUGCUGGUGUUGGCUGAGGGUAAACUGGACUACAUUUCCAAGGGAGAAGGAUUACAGCUACAGGGUGACUUCUCCAUCGCCGGGCUCUUUCCUCUCCAUUACACAGAUGCCCCGACCUCCGGUAUGCCUGCCUUGGGAUCCUGUAGCAAAGGCAGACAAAACAAACAUGGUUACCACCUUAUGCAAGCCAUGAGAUUUGCUGUGGAAGAAAUCAACAACGGCAGUGGAAGUCAGCCUCUCUUGCCAGGAGUGGAGCUGGGCUACCAGAUCUACGACAUCUGCUCGGUGCCGGCCAGCGUCCUGGCCACCCUGGACCUGCUGGACCAGCAGCAGCAGCAGCAGCAGGGAGCGUCUGCGGCCGGGACGGAGGGAGACAUGAGCCCAGUGUCCAGCUCCAGCCUGGGGCAAAGGGCGGUGGCUGUCAUCGGGCCGGACAGCAGCAGCAAAUCAUUCACUCCUGCUGCGUUGCUAGGAGCCUAUCUGGUGCCACAAAUCUCUUAUGAAGCAUCAAAUGAGAUGCUGAGCAACAAGUUCCUCUACCCGUCCUUCUUCCGCACUAUUCCAAGUGACAAGAACCAGGUGACGGCCAUGAUCCAGCUCCUGGUUCGCUUCAAGUGGACGUGGAUCGCCCUCUUGGGCAGUGACAACUCCUACGGCCUGCAGGGGAUGCAGAGCCUGUCCCAGCAAGCGGUGCACCACGACAUCUGCAUCGCCUACCAAGGGGUCAUCCCCAAACUCACGGAGGACACCGUCCAGGUUAUGAGGAACAUGGUGGAAAACAUUCUGACCACCAAUGUAAACACCAUCGUUGUUUUCUCCAGCAAGUCAAAACUCAGCGGCUUCUUCCCGUAUGUGGUUGAACGGAACGUGACAGGUAAGGUGUGGAUCGGGACGGAGGACUGGUCAGUGGCUUCUCUCAUAUCAGGGAUACCUGGCAUCCACACCAUUGGCACUGUCCUGGGUGUGUCCGUCAAAUAUGCAGCCAUACCUGGUUUUGAGGACUUUGAGAGAAAAUCACUUGAAAUUUUAGAGCAAGAUAGCGGACCAAAUUUGCAGGAAUCCUCAAAUGGGACCACGGGUGCUUCCUGUCUGCAAAGCGCCGAUCUUUACAGCUUUGCAAAGAACAGCUACUCUUUGGAGAAGUAUGAUAUCACCUCCUCUUUCAAUGUGUACAAGGCGGUGUAUGCUGUGGCUCAUGCCCUGCACCAUGCGCUUGAGUGUGACUCUGGAAAAUGCCAGAAGAGGACGAUACAUCCCUGGCAGCUCCUGCCGUUGCUUAAGCAGGUGAGAUUCACCCUCGGGAACACAUCUGUGUACUUUGACAGUAACGGAGACCCGCCCACAGGAUACGACAUCGUGACCUGGGUUUGGAGGGGGACAGACUGGUCUCUCAGGGUGGUCGGCUCCUUCAGUCCAGAUCCCACCGAGCUCACACUCGAUGCUGCUCUGAUUAAGUGGCCAGACGCUUCAAAAUCAGUGCCGCUGUCCAUCUGCUCUCCAGAUUGCCCUGCAGGCCACAGGAAGCUGCAGACUGGGCAGCACAAAUGCUGCUUCGAGUGCUUGGCGUGCCCUGCUGCCACGUUCCUCAACAAAAGUGGAUACACCUCCUGCCAGCCGUGUCCAGAGGAGAAGUGGGCUCCCCCUGUCAGCGAGCAGUGUCUGAACAGGACCGUCCUGUUGCUGCCCUGGGACGCCCCCCUCGCCGUGGCUCUGCUCCUCCUCCUGGCCCUGUGUCUCCUCAUGACCUCCGGCUGCGCUCUGAUCCUGCUGCUCAACCUGAACACCCCAGUGGCCAAAUCAGCCGGCGGGCGCACCUGCCUCCUGAUGCUGGCAGCCCUGACCGCUGCUGCUGCUAGCUCUUUGUGCCAUUUUGGCCAGCCGUCCGGGCCAGCCUGCAUCCUCAAACACCCUCUGUUUAUCUUCAGCUUCAGUGUGUGCCUGGCUUGUAUAACCGUGCGCUCCUUCCAGGUCGUCUGCAUUUUUAAGCUGGCGUCAAAGCUGCCACAGGCUUAUGACACAUGGGCCAAGAACCACGGGCCGGAGUUCACUAUUUUCCUGGUGUCCGUCACCAUCUUGUUCAUCUCUGUGGUGCGUGUGGCCUUGAACCCCCCUCAGCCGUCGCAGGAUCUUGGCUUCUACCACGACAGCAUUGUGCUGGAGUGCAGCAACACCCUCUCCCCUGGCGCAGGGCUCGAGCUCGUUUACGUCUCGCUGCUCACCAUGCUCUGCUUCUCUUUCAGCUACAUGGGCAAAGACCUGCCAGCCAACUACAACGAGGCCAAGUGUGUCACCUUCAGCCUCAUGGUCUACAUGAUCUCCUGGAUGAGCUUCUUCACCGUCUACCUCAUUAGCAGAGGCCCGUUCACCACCGCCGCGCAUGUGCUGGCCAUUCUGUCCAGCGUUCUGGCCUUUCUCGGCGGCUACUUUCUGCCCAAGGUUUAUAUUAUUGUCCUAAAACCGCAGAUGAACACAACAGCCCAUUUCCAAAACUGUAUUCAAAUGUACACCAUGAGCAAACAAUAAAAGAAAUUUUAGUGGAAA